CCAUGGCCAUGGCCAUGGCUCCACCACCGUCCUUCCUUUGAUCCCACGGGUAGAAAGAGGACGAGUGACUUGAGUGAGUAUCCGGCAGCGGCAGUAGCAUUUGGCCGGCGCCGAUUGACAUCCAUCUACUUGAUUAGCAAUCGCCGGCAACAACUACUCCACACCUGAAGUGACGGGUGAGGCGUCGCCGGAUUGCACUAGAGUCAGUGUACUACGCAGCUACGCACUCUGCAUGCUCUUCUCUUCUGUAGUCUGUAUGGUCGUGCACAGUGCCUCCCUCUCCCUGAUCUAUUGAGCUUGACGCGAUCAGGUUGUCUGUCUGAGGUAGCCGCGCUGAGAUCUGACUCGGCUACAGUGGCGUUCGAGCGGGAGAGCGACGCAGGGGCCAGGGGGUUCUAUAUUUACAAGGCAGCAGUCAGUGAGGGUGCGCAGCGCGAGCCGUGCCUCUCUGCUUCCUAAAUUUGGCUGCCUGCCGAGCUCCCCCCUCUACAGUUUGCUGCGGCUUCAGGGCAGGGGCUUGAAAAAAGGGAGCUGUCCAAGGCCAUGGAGUGCUCCCGGGGGAGGCGGAGAUGGAGGUGGUGUGGCAGAUCCAUGCUAAAGCUGGCGGGGCUAUGCUGCUUCGCCGUGGCCAUCGUCAUCUGCUUCUGCGGCGUUCGGUCCUGGGCUUGCAGUGCCAGCGCCUGCAGGGGGAGGAGUACUGUGUUGCUCCGUUCAGAACCAUGGGGACGAGGACGAGCGGCAGCAUCUUGCGAUAACCAGGGGUGCUACAUCAACACGGGCGUGCAAGGGCAAGGGCAAUGGCGGCGGCUGCUGGCGGAAGGUCCGGGGUCAUACCCGCCACGGUGCACGUCCAAGUGCGGCGACUGCAGCCCGUGCUACCCGGUGCACGUGGCCGUGCCGCCGGGCGUGCCGGUCACCACCGAGUACUACCCGGAGGCGUGGAGGUGCAAGUGCGGCAACCGCCUCUACAUGCCAUGAGAGAGCGCAGUCUCGCCGUCCGAGCAGGAAGGAGGCGCUGGGCCUACGCUGCAUUAUUGCACCGGGGGGCGGGGUGGCUCGUCUCGCCUGCGCUGCGCUGCGCUCCGCGCGCGCGCGCCCCGCAUGGGCGCGCGGGAUCUGCAGUCUGCAGCGCGCGUGGUGACCGUGGCGACCUACCACACUGACCGGCUGCCGCGGCUGGGUCCGCUGGGGUGGGGUACCCAGACCGAGACUGUGCAUGGCUUUUUCCGUGCCGCGCGCUGGAAUUCGCACGGCCCUACCACGAGCGCGGAGGCAUGGCGGGCGUACGGCGCGUCAGCGCGUGCUGGAUCGAGGAGGGAGGGGCGAGCGCGGAGCGCCUGAGACGAGAGCUGCUGCGGCCCACUCUUGCACGUGUCCGUAUAAUCUGUUCAAAGUGUUGAUA
Molecule: messenger RNA, 1402 nt
Organism: Sorghum bicolor (sorghum)
Lineage: Eukaryota; Viridiplantae; Streptophyta; Magnoliopsida; Poales; Poaceae
Exons: 3
Coding region: 544-978 (144 amino acids)
Biological process (GO): stomatal complex development; guard cell differentiation
Source: RefSeq, a predicted model, not a curated record